Maudiozyma saulgeensis is the source of this 807-nucleotide messenger RNA. The record is from the annotation of a GenBank genome assembly. Lineage: Eukaryota; Fungi; Ascomycota; Saccharomycetes; Saccharomycetales; Saccharomycetaceae.
AUGGCAAAAAGAAAGAGUGAUACAUCGUGUCAUUUUGAGGAAUUAAUACCGUAUGUGAAAGCAAUAUUACCUCAAGUAAUAUCUAAAGAUGAUAAUUUAAAUCAGAUCAAAAUGAUCCUUGGUGACGCUUUCCUGGUUAAUCUAGAAGAAUACCGGAAAAGUGACUUAAAUGAAUUUAUUACAAAUCAAAUACAUGAGUUUAAAGAUCAAACCUUGCAUCAUGUCCCUUGUAAAGAUGUGGACAAAGAAAGGCGACUUUUACUAAAUAGAUUCAAAAGAUGGGAUAAGAAAAUAGAAAAAGAAAGUACUAGCAACACAAAAGGGACCAUUCACAAGCUUUCACAACCUAAGAAGCCAAGAAAGAUUCCAGAAAAUCACAUGAGUAAAGCAAUUGUUAAACUUAGUGAACCACUACAGAAUUUACUAGGUAUAAGAAAUUCAACAAGAACAGAAGUUGUAAAAUUGAUAUGGGUAUAUAUACGAGAGAACAAGUUACAAAAUCCAGGAGACAAACGGGAAGUCUUGUGCGAUGAUCGUAUGAAAGCUAUCUUUGGGGAUAAAGUCACCAUCUUUUCCAUGAACAAGUUACUGUUGCCACAUAUAGUAAAACUCGAAGAUUCCGAACAGAGCAGUAAUACAUCCUACACGAAAUCUCUUGAUUCGAUGGACUAUACUUUAAGUUCAAUUGACGAAAACGUGGACUCAGGUGAGGGAAAUGAUAAAGAAAGUAAUACGUCUGAAAGCGAGAGCAGUGGUCGUGAAUAUUUUAGCUCAGAGGAACCAAACACAGAUAAUACCAACACUUAA